This is a messenger RNA of Phytophthora sojae, 6936 nucleotides long. RefSeq lists its product as hypothetical. Gene Ontology annotation, cellular component: site of polarized growth; cell cortex. The record is from RefSeq and is a predicted model, not a curated record. Lineage: Eukaryota; Oomycota; Peronosporomycetes; Peronosporales; Peronosporaceae. Gene Ontology annotation, biological process: cell morphogenesis. The coding region runs from base 1 to 6936 and encodes 2311 amino acids. The transcript has a single exon.
AUGGCCAACUUCCAGCGAGACUUGAAGCGUCUGCAGUGUCUGAGCUCCGUGAUCACCAACACCCGACGAAGACGAGGGCCUUCCAGUAUCGUGAGUGUUGUGAGGCUGCUGCUCAGUUGGUUGCAAGCCGUCGAGAGCUCCAGCGCAGCGGCUGCAGCUUCAUCGAGUGCCGUCGUCGGUGGUGCGUUGCCUCCUCCUUCAGCGGCUGAAGCUGCUCGCGCAGCAGAACUGGCUCAACAGCAGUCGCCGAUCGAUCCCGUGGCCUCGUGGCUUGUAGCGACGUCACUAAGGAUCAUAUUCCGACCUCCUCAUACGACUUUGAACGUUGAGAUCAGCUCUACCGAGCGAGCAGUGAUUGAUGAACUCGUCGCUCAAACAGCGGCUAGAUGUUUCCUGGCGUUCCAGCGCGCAUGGCAAGCGGAUGAAGAGAGUCAACGUCGCGCUCGAGCCGAAAGUUCCGGCACCUUGUUCUCCUACCUAACGAUGCGGAAGGCUAAGCCGAAGUCUCACAGCAGUCCUGGCCCUGCGAACGCGUUGGCCGUAUGCUUGGUUUGUACAACUGAAGCUGGGAUAGCCUGGGGCCAUGUCUUGGGCCUUGCCGUUUGUCUCGCGCCCGACGUCUCUCGGAUGAAGCUGCAGAACGAAAUUCUAGCUCGAGCUGCAGUCUGGAACGCCACCAAACCAUCGACGGGGAGUGGGGACAUUGCCCAGCAUCCGUACCUGAAGCACUUGAGCAACAUUCGACUUGGACUCGCACCCAGCCAAGCUGCUCCUAAUGCAACGCUGAGCUCGCGUAUGUCGGAAGCUGCUCGAUGGCUACGCGUGGUGAUGUCCUUGCUGCUGAAGCCCCACCGAUCUCACGUACGCAGUGCGUGUGCGCACCUCAUCUCUCAAAUGCUCAUACGAGAGCUCUAUCUCCUUGAUCGACUUGAACUCAGCGUGUUGUACACGUCCACGGGCAGUGACUGGAGCCGUUGCAUCAGCGACCUCCACGCCGCAGCUCUACGACUGACGGAUUGUGCCAAGAAGAAGGGAAGAGGACGGGCGCAACAACAUCUCGAGGCAUCGGCGUGGUCUCUUCGAGCUGUGGUGCUGGCGCUCGCUCCGGGUGAGAUAUUCACAAGGUACUGGAACGACGAUACCCUCGCGCUGCUGAGACUGCAGCAGCAACUUAACCAGGACUCCAGCGCUGGAGGUAUCGCAACGUACAAUGUGUUACCGAGUCUGGAGUUGAGCUUCAAGUACAUGAUGCACCGCCACUUCUUGCUGCGCGACUCGGGAGCAGCGAAGACUGGAGCGCCGUCGAGUUCCGACUGCGAGGGGACCAUCAACACGACGCAGGCCUGGGUCUUCUUCUCGCUUCAGCGUUUACGACCACAAGCUCCGAACUGUACAGCCACCAGCAGCUUUACCGCUCUUAAAACGAUAGCGUUGCCCGCUUUGGUGCACGUAUCACGCGCCAUAGCGGCGUACAACAUGCCCUGCACGGUACAGAAUCAUCUCCGUCCGCUACUGUCGGAGCCUGUACGAGUCGGUGACCCGCAGAUGCUGAUCGGACUCGAGGCUCUCGCUGAUCUGCUAUCGCGGAAUGAGUCUGACGAUAAAACCCGGAUGUCGUUCCGAGUGAAUAGGAGCGACCUCCUCGCCAGUAGACAAAUGAUCGGCGAGCUCGUAGGUCGCGUGCUUCUUGCGUGCAGCACGCAGAUCGGACACAAACUAUUGAGUGAGAUCCCAACCACGACGAAGAGCAGGGAUAAACUGCAGCUUGGGGACGAUGGAGACGGGGAUGACGAAGAGCACUGGAAGGACCCGACACAGGCUGUGGCAGUGGCGACUUUCGCGGCGGCGUUGGGUUUGAUGCCACCACUGUACGCGCAUUUGGGUCUGAGCGUUGAGCAGAAGCUGCGGCUUCUUGUGCGUACCAGCAUCAACGCGGAACCAGCAGUACAACGUCGCGCCCACGACGCUCUCCUCGCUCUUAUCGGACCACACAGCUCCCACUCGGGCGAGCCUCCACCACCUGGCGCUGGAAUGGUUGUGCGUGAACUGACCGAUCACAUCAUGCGGAUGAACGCCAACAACCCCGCGGCGGUCAGCGACGCGGCAGGAGCGAUCGUCAUUUUGAGGUUACUGAGCGAAGUGCUGGAUCCAUCCAGAGCCGCCAUGACACGCUGGGAGGGCCCUCAAGACCGAUACGCGGCGUUAAUCCAGGCGGAGGCCGUCGCCGUUUACCUUCUUGCUCGCGGAGACGACAACAUUGAAGCUGAACAAUUGCUACGACUAACGGCAUUGGACACGCUCGAAGCCGCACAUAAGGCGCGCUUGGCGUGUUGCGAGCAGCCUGCGAUACGAAGCUCAGUCCAGCUGCCGCUAGUCGACCGACCAAGCGUGUGGACGCUGUUUGGUGACCUCGACUGCGACUUGACCACGGCGUUCUUCAGCUUUAACCCGGAGACACCGCAGGACCUACAACGAGACCAAUCUGUAGACAAGCACUCAACCCUCCGGCGCUUGAUCCUCGACACCACCGACCGUCACAGCUUCCGAUUGUCGCUCUGCCUCGCACGGGUCUUCAGAAGCCUCGCGAGACGUGCUCCUGACGUGAUCGCAUACAUCUGGACCGAUGUGGUUGAUAAGGUGGCCAAGUUGGAGCCUGUGCUGUCCGUGACGCCGGUGCCAGGCGACUCCGUCCAGCUAAACCAGCGAGAGCUUGCUCGGUGGAGGAACCUGGCGUUGUUGGCCACGGUGUCGGCGUGUCCAAUCCUUCAGUCACCGACUCGCAAGACGGAUUUGUCUUCAUUCUCCUCUGAAAAUGGGUCCGAACCCCCAAGCGUGGCCCCGUCCGCGAUGGUCGCAACCCUCGUACGCCAACUCGCUUGUUAUCUUCGUAGCACCAAUGUCGGACAGCGAAAUGCUGCAGUGUUGGCGUUGGGCCACGCCGGUUCUGUGGCACUUCCGACACUGCUGGAGGUUCUCGCUCGGCUUGAAGGCGAGGUAUUCACGGCACCUUCUAGCAACGGGGAGCCAGACGCGUCGGGCGGGAACGCAGUGACUCCAAAUGCUCUGCAGCGCAUGCGCAGCCCCAGGCAGGCAAAGCUGCCCAAGAAGAAACUGCUCGAGCUGCAGCACGUGCGGACUGCGCAGUUCAGUCUGCAAUGGGCCGUUGGUCGAUGUUACCGGAUUUUGUUGGAGUCUCGAACCCGUGAGCGCGAUGAUGAAGAAGAACUCGAGCCGGGAGGUCCCAUGGCGGAGCGUCUGCGUCGAGCUGUCUCGGCAUUUCUAGCCAAAAUGACGACUACGUUUGAAGACGCCGCAGUUUCUUCCAGUGAUCUCAGCGAGGCGAGUGAUGGAUCGUUGAGUUUCAACUCAUCAACGCUGGUACUCGAGGAGAACCCAGUGCUGUUGAUGGUGCAGCUAGAUUUCAUCGCACUUUUACGAGCACUGCUUCUCCAUUCAAACGCAGCCGCGAAACCAGUAUUACAGCUUCCCCACGACAAGUUAGCAGCCCUUCUGCUGAGUUGGUGCGGAUCCUUUGACAAGGAUCUUGCUGGAGCUGCAGUGUCAGGAUAUCUCCGUUCGGGUUUCGUGGCCCCAGAAGCCGGUUGCGAGCUUUACUCUCACUGGAUGAAACAGUGCGAUGUCCACACCGCUCGAGAUGGGAAGUUAGUCUUCCCAUGGAUCUGGAUCGAUAGCCAACAUAUCUUAGUUGGUACGGGAGGAUCUGCCAGUGAAGCUUACUUAGCGUCUCGAAGUGUGGCCCAGUACUUCAUCUGCCAUCGAGCGUUCUCGACCUUGGCAGAACUCCUUCGCAGUAGCUUAAAGUCUGCAGAUGGAACUGGAACUUGGGACGGCGAUAGCGUAGCGACGUGGCUUGACGCGUGCUUCAGCGUGGACGGCGUCAUGUUCCCCCACUUCAACGACCUACAUCGACUGGCACGACGAGCACUGCACGUUCUACUGGAGUUGCCCCCUGGGAGCGCCCGAUUCAACCACGUGGUCAAGCGCUGCCUCGAGAAAACUACCUAUCCCUUCUCAAGCGCAGACAAGUCCGCAGUUCGGGUAGCUCGACAGUAUCUUGAAGCGCUCGGAGCCUCUAAUGAGGUAAUGAGCUUCUUCCAGUCACUGCUCCUUCGCUUGCAAGAACGACAUGGUGAUACUAAAGACGGUGAGGAGUCCUACCUUGCUGUACGCCUUCUUCACGUGCUGUUGCUCCACGUGGGCGUUCAGCUUGAUGAUAAGCUGGUGCAUCAGCACCGUCAGGUAGCGCUGGAUAUGGUCGCUGCACUCGUUUGUGAGCCUGACGCAAGCUGCGACGAUGACGAGUCUGCAGCAACUCGAUGGGGAUUGCAGGGAUACUACAGCCCAAACCUUGAAGGACUGGUCGCUGGCCGGUUGCAGGUUAGCGUGUCAGCGCUGUUGGCGUCGAGAUUUUCGGUCCUCAGCCUGCGUGUGAGUCUUGCAGUAUUGCGUUCGAUGCCAGCUAACACGCCUCAGGUCGGUGACGACGUAGCACAGCAGCGACAAAUGUUAGCCGCAGUGUUGCCCUGGCUGGCUGAAGUACCGCUGUGGACGCCCAACGAACCGAGCAAUAGAUCUGCCGAACUGCUCGACUUGCUGUUUGGCCUCACGACCGCCUAUGGGGGCAGUUGUGGGGAGCAACUUGACCAUAUCUGGCUUACACUCGCGUUUGCCAGCACCAGAGGCGACGACACGAACCUCGGAGAAAUCGUCAACUUCUUGUUCCGACAGCAGCGUAAGAGUCAGCUACCCUCCGAGACGGCGAAGACGGUCAUGUGGUGGCUGUGUCGAUGGCAGGACGCAGCACUUGAUGUGCUGCGGUUGUUGCUGCUGCAGAUUCCGUUGAUGGCUUCAAAGGAACCAGAUCCUAGCGAAGUUGCGACCGCGUUGGACGAGUUGACGGCGCUUGUGACUUUGGCCAGCGACACGAGUUGCCAUCUACUUCAGUCUGGAGCAAACACUUCCAAUGCCGACGUGCGAGCGUUAGCUGUUCAUCUGGUCCACAUCGCACUCAUGACACUGUUUGCGCUGCUGGAAAGUGACAACAUCGACGAAACCGCGUCAAACAGCAUCACGCAGCACUGCCACGUUCUGCUUCAUUCUGUUCUCCCGCUACUGGAAGCGCCACGUGGUCUACUUGCUGCGGCGUUAGCUCUGAUCAAAUCUUCGACGUCACGAAUCAAUGCCGACAAGAGAAGCAAGCAACCUUCUUCGCGGGUGCAGCUUGAGGAGUUCCUGGAGGCUCUGCGCGCUCUCGCCGUGUGCUUGUCGGCCACCGAAACCCAGAUCUGGAGCGAACUGUGCGUCCAAGAGAUUGCGAUGACCAUUUCCCUCGAGACUUCUCCAACGUCCGAGAGUCUGGGAACUCUUAGACGACCCUCACCGCCUCAUGAAGUCUGCAUCCGCUUCGCCUUGGUGGCUUACACCCAGUUAUCUCCGCGCUUCCAAGGGGAUAUUCUUCUGUCGGUGCUGACCUUACUCCGACAAACGCUCACCGCUGGCGUAGAAGACAAUCGGCUGUCGAGAUCGUUGUCACUUGCUCGAGAAUGCCUAGCUCUGCUUGCGAUGUUGAUUCGGAGCAUGCCAGUGUCCAGACUGGUGCUGUAUCCUCAAGUAUUCUGGGUAGCGCUUGCUCUACUUACGCAUUGUCGGCAGCAGCGUGACAACGCGCCGAGUAGCGGUCACUCGCUGCAUGACGGAGCUCUGGAAGUCUUGGCAACACUCUGGGAUCGCACUCCAUUUUCUACGCAUCCCGUGCUGCAGGACGUCAUUCGGGGCACACGACCGGCUCAGUGGGAAUCCACCACUGCCCGCAACUCCGUCCUCAUGGAAAUUGUACGUUGUGUAUACACUGACGAGGGGGUUGACAGUCGCGAACGUGCGCUGGAAAUGCUGAGUAAGGCGGUCUUGCUGGUACCCCGCGACUUGCUCGGCGUAUCAGUCCGCGAAUACCUCGUGAUCUGCACACUUGCCUUGCUACCUGCACUUGUGAUCCCGUCGACGGAGCCAAGCAACUCGAGAAAGGAGGCGAACCUGGAAUACUACGCUCGGGAUGAUCUGGUAGUGCUGUGGCAAUCCGCUGGAGCUGCUGAAGCGUACGAUCUACUUGUGGGACUGCUCCAAAUGCCAGAGUUCAUCUUGUCUGAACGAAUCAAUUCGAGGAAGCUGGCAGCCACGUUCAUGUCGAUAUUCGUUCCUGCAUUGUACAGCUUGGAGCAGGAAGAGGACGCCACCGAAUUCGACGGCUUGAAGCUGAGCUUGGAAGUCCUCGUGGCGUGCUUGCCCCAACCUGCCGGAUCGCAGUCGAAUGAGGUAGCAAAAUUGGAUUCAACCGGUACGGAUCACAACGACGAGCGAUGCAACUUCGUCUUCGUCCUGCUGGAAGAACUGCUUCGAGACAUUCUCAAGCGGAAACAGUCAACCUGGAGACCCGUUCCGGAGCUGGACGCAGCGCUGGCGAGACUGCUUCGAAGCCCAAAGAAUGAGCGACAAUGGCGCGCGUCCGUGCGAGUGCUCAGCUGGGUGGCGGAGUUGGCCAAGAUGACGGGAGCCACUGGGACUUCUGUGUCUCCGUUGCCUAUCCCAUCAGCAGCAAGAAGAAGUCUACCUGGUGGUAAAUCGUCGGAGAUGAUAACAUCACUCGGACGCAUUGCAGAAUCUGAGGAUGAUCCUGGGAACCACACAGCAGCCGGGGAUGCAAGCACACUGAAGAAGACCCCGUCAACCAGAGCGUUGCAGCGAUUUGCGUCUCCACGAUCUCGAAGCAGUGGCAGCAUCAGCAGGAAUAGUGGCGGCAACAACAACCACGAACUGCCCAGGAUACCGGAACCUUCGUCAACGAAGAAACAUCAACUUUCCGAGCAACCCGGUAGCGAACACGAACUGUCGAGUGACGGCCAGCCCACAGCAGACGCUUGA